AUGUAUUACCAUGCAAAAAAAAAACAAAACAACAAAUACGGCAUUCCCAAGGCACCUCCCCGCAAAACCGUACCCCCAAAUUCUCGUUCCUAUGGGAAGGCAGCUCGUGCCCGGGCAAGACUGAAGACGAGACCAACCGCGCAGGUAGGCUCGGAAGGGCGACGCAAACCCCCCAACUCGCGCCCACCUUCCACCCCAGAUCUCGCGGCCGCCGCCGCCGCCGACGAGAUGCUCCUCCUCCGCGGCCUCCUCCUCGCCGCUCUCCUCGCUGUCGCGCGGCAGCCCCUGGCGUCCGCCUCCGAGUCCGACCACAAGUACAAAAUUUCAGAACCAGUCAAGCUCUGGGUAAACAAGGUUGGCCCGUACAAUAAUCCUCAGGAAACAUACAACUAUUACAGCCUUCCGUUUUGUCAACCAGCUGAAAACCCUGCACACAAAUGGGGUGGACUCGGAGAAGUUCUCGGUGGAAAUGAGCUGAUUGAUAGUCAGAUUGAUAUACAGUUUUUGAAAAAUGUGGACAAGGGCCCCAUUUGCACAAUUGAACUUGAUGCUAAAAAGGUUCAGCAAUUUACUGAUGCCAUUGAAAGCUCAUACUGGUUUGAGCUUUUCAUAGAUGAUCUGCCAUUGUGGGGUUUUGUUGGGGAGACUGACAAAAACAAUGAAAACAAGCACUAUCUUUACACACACAAGAAUAUUGUUGUUAAAUACAACGGUAACAGGGUAAUUCAUGUCAAUCUCACUCAAGAGUCACCUAAGCUUCUUGAAGCUGGAAGAAAAUUGGACAUGACAUAUUCAGUGAAGUGGGUGCAAACAAAUGUGGCAUUUGCACGGCGUUUUGAAGUUUACUUGGACUACCCGUUCUUCGAACACCAGAUUCAUUGGUUUUCCAUCUUCAAUUCUUUCAUGAUGGUCAUUUUCUUAACUGGUUUAGUAUCAAUGAUAUUGAUGAGAACCCUGAGAAAUGAUUAUGCAAAAUAUGCUCGUGAAGAUGAUGAUCUUGAGUCACUUGAAAGGGAUGUUAGUGAGGAAUCUGGAUGGAAGCUUGUUCAUGGAGAUGUAUUUCGACCUCCACGCAACCUAAUGUUUCUGUCUGCUGUUGUUGGCAUUGGCACUCAGAUGGCAGCUCUUAUCCUGCUUGUUAUUGUACUUGCCAUUGUUGGUAUGCUUUAUGUUGGACGAGGAGCUAUUAUCACAACCUUUAUCGUGUGCUACGCGCUUACAUCUUUCAUUUCUGGAUAUGUUAGUGGCGGCCUCUACUCAAGGAACGGCGGCAAAAACUGGAUAAAGUCUAUGGUCCUUACCGCGUCCCUUUUUCCAUUCUUGUGCUUUUCAAUUGGAUUAGUGUUGAACACCAUUGCUAUCUUCUACCAUUCAUUAGCGGCUAUACCAUUUGGUACAAUGGUUGUCAUAUUUGUCCUCUGGGCUUUUAUCUCUUUCCCACUGGUGCUAUUGGGAACAGUAGUUGGUCGAAACUGGAGUGGUGCUCCCAAUAACCCAUGCCGUGUGAAGACAAUCCCACGUCCUAUUCCUGAGAAGAAGUGGUACCUAACACCUUCUGUUAUCUCAUUGAUGGGUGGGCUUCUUCCCUUCGGCAGCAUUUUCAUCGAGAUGUACUUCGUAUUCACUUCAUUCUGGAACUACAAGGUGUACUAUGUUUAUGGCUUCAUGUUGCUAGUCUUUGUCAUCCUCCUAAUCGUAACAGUAUGUGUCACUAUUGUGGGCACUUAUUUCUUGUUGAAUGCUGAGAACUAUCAUUGGCAAUGGACAUCGUUCUUCUCGGCUGCAUCAACCGCCUUGUAUGUAUAUCUAUACGCUAUAUACUAUUAUCAUGUGAAGACAAAGAUGUCAGGCUUUUUCCAGACUAGCUUCUACUUCGGCUACACGUUGAUGUUCUGUCUGGGGCUAGGCAUACUUUGUGGUGCUAUCGGCUAUCUGGGGUCAACUUUGUUUGUCAGGAGAAUCUACAGAAACAUCAAAUGCGACUAA
Messenger RNA from Triticum turgidum subsp. durum (durum wheat), 1986 nucleotides. The record is from the annotation of a GenBank genome assembly. Lineage: Eukaryota; Viridiplantae; Streptophyta; Magnoliopsida; Poales; Poaceae.